GAAUGUCCAACAGGUAUAAAUGUUUUUUUUUUGUAUUAAAAGUAGUUAACCAAGUUAUUUUUAAUUGUUGCGGUGAUUUGAUUACAAAUUACAUAAGGUUUUAUACGUACCUUGUCACGUGUCGUCACACGCGAGCGAUCUGUAGGUUAAGAUAAAUCAUUCGGUGUGCUGGCGAGUGGUUUAAAAAAUAAUACAACGGAAUAUUCGUUUAUUAUCUUGUUGAAGUGCUAUUCAAAUAAAAGUAAGAUAUAACAGUGCGUUUUAAAGAAGGACUACAAAACUAUUGUACUAAAAAACUGUAAAUAAAUAAAUCGCGAGUUUUUUUUGUACUUAAAGUAAAAUUAUACCCAUAUAUGUAAAUUCUUAAUAUAGUGUUGUGUAUUAAUUAAAUAUAGUUUCAUAUAUGAAGUUUUAUUAUAUGCAAGUCAUUCUUAAAUAUUACGUGCAGUGCCUGUUAUGAACGUCAAACGUUAAGCUACCAUUGGACAAACAGGACACUCAUAAUAUUUUUUUAUUCGUAGCAUUUUUAUUAAUACAAUCAAUUGUAUUAAAUAAAUAUUAUAAGUAGUAAAAAAUGAAGAUCCGACCACUUUGUCCGCUUCUGCAAGAAAAAGCCGAGAAGGAACUUUUUGAGAAAUCAAAUAGAAUAUCUUCGGAUGUCGAGGCUAUUAAGGAAUGGUUAAAGAAACAACCACAUUUGCAAGCAGUUAACCCAACUGAUCAAUGGUUGAUAGCAUUUUUAAGAGGGAACAAGUACAGUUUAGAAAGGACUAAAGAGAAAUGUGAAAUGUACUACACUCUGCGUACCGUAGUACCAGAAAUAUUCAAGGGUAGAGACCCAAUGGAUCCUUAUAUACAGGACAUAUUAAAAUUAGGAUUUUUUCUACCGAUAAAAUCAUGUAAAAGCACAGAUGCAUGCAAGGCAACUAUUACCAGGUUCGGAGCCUCUGACUCUUCAAAAUAUCAUUUGCUUGAUAUUAUGAAAGUAAUGUUUAUGAUCAUCGAAAUACUUCUACUAGAGGAUGAUAACUUCGUGGUAGCUGGAAUGGAUGUGCUGUUUGAUAUGAAGGGGGUUGGGAUAAACAUUCUAAGUCAGUGGACUCCGACCAUCGCUAAGAAAUUAAUAUUCUUAAUAGAGAAGGCUCUACCAGUGAGAAUGAAGAGUAGUCACGUAAUAUAUAUACCUCCAGGUUUUGAAGCGGCUUAUAAUUUGUUUAAAGCUUUUGUAGCAGACAAAAUUAAACAACGGUUUCAUCUGUACGGCCAAAAUCAUGAUGGAAUGUACGACACUCUUCCUCGAAGUAUUCUUCCAAAGGAAUAUGGUGGAGACGAUGGGUCUUUGCAAGAACUAAUUGACUUCUGGAAAAGGAAAGUCGAAAGUUACCGUGAUUGGUUCCUUAAAGAAGAAACUGAACGUUCAAAUGAAGCUCUGAGACCUGAUAAAUCCAAAACUACUUCGAAUCUUUUUGGAGUGGAAGGAUCUUUUAGACAGUUAGAUAUUGAUUAAAUUAAUUUCUUUUUUUAAAAAUACGAACAAAUAUUUGUUUUACUUUUAUUAAAUUCAAUUCAACCCUUA
This is a messenger RNA of Danaus plexippus (monarch butterfly), 1576 nucleotides long. Its product is annotated as alpha-tocopherol transfer protein-like. The record is from RefSeq and is a predicted model, not a curated record. The coding region runs from base 575 to 1507 and encodes 310 amino acids. Lineage: Eukaryota; Metazoa; Arthropoda; Insecta; Lepidoptera; Nymphalidae. Gene Ontology annotation, cellular component: membrane. The transcript is spliced from 6 exons. Gene Ontology annotation, molecular function: phosphatidylinositol bisphosphate binding.